This is a messenger RNA of Pieris macdunnoughi, 1509 nucleotides long. The record is from the annotation of a GenBank genome assembly. Lineage: Eukaryota; Metazoa; Arthropoda; Insecta; Lepidoptera; Pieridae.
AUGAUUUUGUGGAUUAUUUGUAUUUUACCGAUUAUAUGCUACGGAAUAUUUCGGUUUAAACGUCGCCGAUUAUACGGAGUCGCGAAUAAAGUGACCGGAUCUGAGGAUGACAUACCGUUCUUUGGAAUUGCACCUUACCUCGUUGGAGGCUCCGAACGUGCAAUGGAUAAGCUUCAAGAAUAUGCUUACGUCACAACAAGUGUUGGAGGUUUUGCGAAGGCGUUUGUUGGUCCUUUGUUAUAUUACAUGGUAACCGAUGCAGAAAAAGUUGAAAUUAUACUGAAGCAACAUUUAGAGAAAGACAACAUAAUGCGUUUUAUGCGAUUUGCUAUUGGCUACGCAUCUAUAUUUGCUCCAGUGUCUAUUUGGCGACCCCGGCGAAAGAUUGCGGUCCCUUCAUUCAGUCCGAAGGUAAUAUCUAACUUCGUGGAUGUGUUUGCAAGAGAAAGCCAUAAGUUGGCCCAUAAGCUUAAGCCCACGGUAGGCAAAGGCCCAUUUCAAAUAUGGAGAUAUCUUAAUGCAUAUAGCUUGGACGCCGUUAUGGAAACUGCUAUGGGUGUCCAUGUAAACGCCCAAGAAAAUCACGACAAUCCGAUUCUCACAGCAACGAAUAGAGCUUUGUAUUACGUUUCUGAAAGAAUUUUUAAACUUUGGCUGCAACCUGACUGGUUAUACAGAUGGUUCCCUCAAUAUGGAAAAUUGGUGUAUUAUUGUAAAGUGUUGCACGGCUACACCGAUGAGAUAAUAGAGAAGAAAAGAGUGCAAGUAGCAGAACAAGAAAAAGCUAAAGCGGAAGGUACAACUCAAUCUUACCAACCUCUUAACUUCCUCGAUGUCCUAAUAAAUCAAUCUGGGGGUGAGAAGGGAUACAGCAAUCUGGAGCUACGUGAGGAAGUUAUGACUUUCAUUAUAGCUGCAAUGGACACCUCUGCUGUGAGCAUGGGAUUCACUCUUAAGCUGCUUGCGAAGUAUCCAGAAGUGCAGCAGAAAGUUUUCGAAGAGCUCGAUGCGGUUUUCGGUAAUUCAGAUCGUUUACUAGAAAAAGAUGACUUACCAAAACUCCAAUACUUGGAACGCGUUGUUAAAGAGACACUGCGACUCUAUCCUUCUGUACCAGUAAUCACAAGAACAACUACUGAAGAUGUGGUGGCAUUCAAGGAAAAUAUGACAUUGCUAAAGGGAUCAGGAUUUAUUGUAUCGAUAUGGGGAAUUCACAGAAACCCCAAGUAUUGGGGGCCAGAUGCACACUGUUUUGACCCAGACAGAUUUCUUCCGGAAAGGAUCGAAGGUGUUCCUCCUUGUGCCUUUAUACCGUUUAGUCAUGGACCUCGGAAUUGCCUUGGUUACCAAUACGCAAUGAUGUCAAUAAAGACAGUGCUGUCGUCUAUCCUCCGUCGGUACCGCGUGGUCGGGGAACCAGAAGCUGGACCCAUCCCACACAUGAGGGUGAAGAUGGAAAUAAUGCUGAAGCCCCUAGAUGGAUUUGAAGUGACACUGGAAGAACGAUGA